Messenger RNA from Papilio machaon (common yellow swallowtail), 870 nucleotides. RefSeq names its product 40S ribosomal protein S6 (gene RpS6). Gene Ontology annotation, biological process: translation. Gene Ontology annotation, molecular function: structural constituent of ribosome. The coding region runs from base 73 to 834 and encodes 253 amino acids. Lineage: Eukaryota; Metazoa; Arthropoda; Insecta; Lepidoptera; Papilionidae. Gene Ontology annotation, cellular component: ribosome. The record is from RefSeq and is a predicted model, not a curated record. The transcript is spliced from 6 exons.
UAUUUCUAUUUGAUGUCUACAAACUUUAUGGUUCUUUUUCAUGGCUGACGUUCCAAGGAGCUAGCCGAAGUCAUGAAGUUGAACGUCUCCUACCCGGUAACGGGAUGUCAGAAGUUAUUCGAGGUGGUGGACGAGCACAAGCUCCGUAUCUUUUAUGAAAAGCGCAUGGGCGCUGAAGUUGAAGCUGAUCAACUAGGAGAUGAAUGGAAGGGCUACAUUUUACGUGUUGCCGGCGGUAACGACAAGCAAGGAUUUCCCAUGAAACAGGGAGUUCUUACCAACAGCCGUGUCCGUUUGUUGAUGUCCAAGGGUCACUCUUGCUACAGACCUCGUCGUGAUGGUGAGAGGAAGCGCAAAUCAGUCCGUGGUUGCAUUGUUGAUGCUAACUUAUCUGUUUUGGCUCUAGUUAUUGUCCGCAAGGGUGCCCAGGAAAUCCCCGGAUUGACAGACGGUGAUGUCCCACGUCGCCUUGGUCCCAAGCGUGCAUCUAAGAUCCGCAAACUGUUCAAUUUGACCAAACAAGAUGAUGUUCGUCGCUAUGUUGUCAAACGUCUCCUGCCCACCAAGGAAGGCAAGGAAAAUGCCAAGCCUAGAUAUAAGGCCCCCAAGAUUCAGAGGUUAGUCACCCCUGUAGUUCUGCAGCGUAGACGCCACCGUUUGGCUCUGAAGAAGAAGCGUCUGGCUAAGCGCAAGGCAUCCGAGGCUGAAUAUGCCAAGCUUUUGGCACAGAGAAAGAAGGAAUCUAAGGUCCGCCGCCAGGAGGAGAUCAACCGCAGGCGAUCAGCGUCAAUGCGCGACUCCAAGAGCUCAAGCCACAGCGCUCCACAGAAGUGAAUAAUCUUUUUAAAAAUAUAAAAAUUGUAAAACCUG